Messenger RNA from Endocarpon pusillum Z07020, 1155 nucleotides. Its product is annotated as Flap endonuclease 1. The transcript has 5 exons. Lineage: Eukaryota; Fungi; Ascomycota; Eurotiomycetes; Verrucariales; Verrucariaceae. Bases 1 to 1155 code for a protein of 384 amino acids. Gene Ontology annotation, molecular function: 5'-flap endonuclease activity; 5'-3' exonuclease activity; DNA binding. Gene Ontology annotation, cellular component: nucleus; cytoplasm. The record is from RefSeq and is a predicted model, not a curated record.
AUGGGUAUCAAACAACUGGCUAAAGUCAUUCAAGAAGAAGCUCCAGAUGCUAUCAAGGCAGGCGAGAUCAAGAACCAAUUUGGCCGGAAGGUCGCAAUCGACGCAUCUAUGAGCAUUUACUCAUUCCUAAUUGCAGUCCGUUCCGAUGGCCAGCAACUGAUGUCUGAGACAGGCGAGACGACCUCGCACUUGCUUGGCAUGUUUUACCGUACCCUUCGAAUGGUCGAUAAUGGCAUCAAGCCCCUCUACGUCUUCGAUGGAGCACCACCGAAAUUGAAGUCGGGAGAACUUGCGAAACGAUUUGCGCGGAAGCACGAAGCAUCUGAAGCUCACGAUGAAGCAAAGGAAACUGGCACAGCUGAGGAAGUUGAGAAAUUCUCGAGAAGAACAGUCAGAGUCACAAAAGAUCACAAUGACGAGUGUAAGAAGCUACUGAAGCUCAUGGGCAUACCUUUUAUCGAUGCUCCAACUGAGGCAGAGGCCCAAUGCGCAGUUUUGGCACGGGCUGGGAAAGUGUAUGCUGCUGCCUCUGAAGACAUGGACACACUGUGUUUCAACUCGCCGAUAUUGCUGAGACACCUUACGUACGCAGAGCAGCGGAAAGAACCUAUUCAAGAAAUCCACCUCGAUCGAUUUAUUGACCUGUGCAUCCUGCUUGGCUGCGAUUACGUAGACCCAAUCCCUAAAGUAGGACCAAAUACCGCGCUCAAGCUGAUCCGAGAACAUGGAUCCCUCGAGGAAGUGGUCUCGUCUAUCGAGAAAGAUCCCAAAAAGAAAUACACUAUACCGGCAGACUGGCCUUACAAAGAAGCACGUGAGCUGUUCUUCAACCCAGACGUACGGCCUGCAGACCACGAAGCCUGCAACUUCACAUGGGAUGGACCAGAUGUUGAAGGCCUUGUAAAAUUUCUUGUUGGAGAAAAAGGCUUCAGCGAAGACCGAGUCCGAAACGGUGCACAGAAGCUGCAGAAGAACGUCAAAACAGCCCAGCAAGCACGUCUGGAAGGCUUCUUCAAGCCGAUGGCGAAGACGGACGAGCAGAAGGCGUCGCUAAAGAGAAAGCACGAGGAGAAACUAGCGGAUCAGAAGAAAAAGAAGAAGGAGAACGAGAAGGCGAAAAAGGAGGCAAAAGCGAAGCCGAAGAUGAAUGCAUAG